AUGGCACAAUCUACCGGCUAUCAUCAGCUUGCGGAUUUGAUGGGUCCGUACGCGGAAGCAGCCAUCUUCCGGAGAUUUGGGCCACUGGCGAUGCUAAGCCUGCUCAGCCUUCAAGCAGAACUCGUCGAGCUGGAUGCAGAAUUUCGAAAGAUCUGUCAGGAAGAUGACCAGUCCGUCAACGAGGCGGACAAGAAUUUCUCCAAAUACUUUCGAGCUCUGCGCAGGUCGGAGGAAGGUGGAACUGCCCACCAGUACGAGAAGCUGAUGGAGAUUAGGAGCAAGCUCAAUGAAUACUGUGCUCACGCUCUAUUCACGAAUUCGAGCCACGCCGGACUGACUAACAUCAACAGACUCUGCUCUGCUUCAAGCAGCGCAAAUAUCAAAGCUUGGGCAUCCAACUCGGUCGGAACUAGACUUCUUGAGAAAGUGGACGCAGAUAUCUUCGGGAAAAGACGUCUAGACCGCGAUCUGGUCAGCCUCUACGCUCGGCCAAGUGAACAAGAUCUAGCCUCUGAGUCUGUCACCACUCACUUGCUCACGUGGUUCCACAAGUUGUGGGGUUCGAAGAGCUCGGCCAGGAAGCAGAGCAAGGGGAUUGACCCACUCAGCGGAGCUAUGGACUACAACAAAGAGACCCUGUUGCGCCUGAACACUAUUCUCAUCAGCGUGAUCUCGGCGGCAAUGCCAGUUCUGUCGAUAAUUGCGCUCUACUACAUCAAAAGCACCAUUGAGAGGAUUGGUGCUUUGGUAGUCAUUUACCACGGUAUUCGCCCUGGCACUUGCGAUUUUCACCAAUGCACGGCGACUGGAGAUCUUCGCAACAACUUCAACUUUUGCUGCCGUUGA
This is a messenger RNA of Zasmidium cellare ATCC 36951, 846 nucleotides long. RefSeq lists its product as uncharacterized. The record is from RefSeq and is a predicted model, not a curated record. The transcript is spliced from 4 exons. NCBI's taxonomy places the organism in Eukaryota, Fungi, Ascomycota, Dothideomycetes, Mycosphaerellales, Mycosphaerellaceae. Bases 1 to 846 code for a protein of 281 amino acids.